CACUGACACUGCACUGCUUAAUAAUUGCAUCUCGAAAUCUAAACUGUUCACUCGUAAAUCUAAGUACUUUUCAUUCAGCACACAUUUGCAAUGUGGACUAAAUUUAAACGAAGAAGAAUAUACGAUGGCGACGAAGCGCGACAUCUUUUCGAAGCUCUCUAUUUUACAGAAGAGGAAAAUGCUGCAACAAGUGAAGAGGCCACCAGUUUACGGGCCGGAGUACGGCUUAGCCUUAGGCGGGGACGACUCCCAGGCCAGCCUAGGAGUCGAGUUUUUGCGAUUUGACAUCAGCUACGGGUUUGAAGAUUGCAACAAGCAACGACGUUGUUCGAGCAGAUCCCGUUGGCGAAGAGAGAGAUCAACCCUCCCGAGGAAGAAAACGUCUGAUGGUUUAUUUUGUUGACAGAGAGACAGAGUCUGACUCCUCUCAUUGCUCUGAAGCUGUAUCACGUACCUGUAGAAGGAACUUCAGCAAAAAGCGAAAUGCAGCCUGUCUGGAAUUAGCGGCAAUACUGAGGAUGAAAUGCUGCAGAAGUUAUUGUCUUCAUAAGAUAUCAAGAAUAGAUGCAAGCAAGGCCCGCAGAAGAUUUCAGAACAAUACUCUAGCAGAUCAGAGGCUAUGGAUUUUGCAGUACCUUAUUGAACAUCACAACUUUGUAAACAUGGGUGGAGACUCAUCCUUGGGAUUACUAGGACCCGCUUAUGGAAGAUGGAGUCAGGAUUAGCAGAAGGAUUGGUGACAUCUCGUCCAUCAAAUCAACAUCAUAAAGGACUUUUUUGUCUGUGAUGACGUCAAUGGUGUGGCUUAGUGAAUUUGUCGAUAAGUUUGAAGAGAAACUGCCAACCAACAACAAAAUCCAUCUUCCAUCAUGCCUUACACGUGGAAAUGUGUAUUGGAUUAUGAAGGAGGAAGUAGAAGAGCAAGGAGGUUCUGUUUGUAGUCAGCAAUACUUCUUCCGCAAAUGGAGACAGGAAAUGUCUCAUGUUACCAUUCCAAAGGUGAACCGGUUUUCGAAAUGCGACAUAUGCACCAAACUGAAAUCUUGCCUAGAGAAGACAACUGGCAGAGAAGAGAGACAAACUUUACUGCAAGAAAGAGAGUCACACCUUUUCCAGCAAAAGUAAAGGUAGGAUUUUUAAUGAAGGGCCACGCACACGAGGACAUUGACUAGCUAUUCACCCGGGUUUCAACAUUCAUAACACGGCAAAACAUACCAACACUUUCAUCUCUGCUUCAUCAUAUCCCACUCUCUUAUCGAAAACCAAAUACCACAUCGGAAAGACUCAACGCAGUCUACAAUGUGAGAGACUGGCUCAAACCUUGCCUGAACAAGAUGUCACUGCACAGCUUUCCACAUCAAUUUAGAAUCACAAAACACAAUGGAAAAGCUGUGAACAUUACACACCAAGAAGUGGAGCAACAGCAGUGAAUGGCAGGCUACAACUGGAUGGGAUAACAUCAUCACACAUCACCCUCCAGGCCAACCAUCCAUUGUCCCUAAAGUACAUGAUGCUAUUACACUUACCAACCUCCAACGGGAUAUGCCAAAGUAUGCCCCCUACUUUAGUAUUGAAGAAAGACAGGAAUGGGAGAAUCUGCUAGCUAGCAUGGAGGAAGGUGGAAUAGAAGACUCUGGUAAAUGGCCACUGGUGGAUAUAUUGAUGGAUAAAGAGUCUCAGAAUACACCACAAAGACAUCUUGAUCCAACUUCGGAAUUCUCAAAUGAUGAACAGCAACCUAUUCAAGCGGUCCAUCUAAGGUACUAAGCAGAAAAGGCCUCAACAGCUAGUAUUAAAACUGGGAGAUAUGGUUGCAGUCUACUUAGAAGAGUUCAGUAAUGAGUGGCCGCGAGUGAGCAAAGUGUUGGAAAUGACUUGAGACAGUGUGAAGCUGCAUUGGUACUCAGGAUCAGAAACGUCCAUGUGGAUAUCACCUACCACAUCAGUUCAAGGACAGAAGGGUCAGCCGUACACAGGAGAAGUCUCUCUUCAAGAAGUCUCUCUUCAAGAAGUCAUUUCUUUCCCCUACAGUCUCACUAAAACAAACAAAUUACCAUAGGAUAUCCAGUGUCACUUGAAGGAAAAACGUGAAGAAUACUUUGCAUAUUAGGUCUGUAUGAACAUACACUGUAUUCAUACCAAUUUGGAAUGAGUUUGUUUGUCCAGGACUCAAAAGCUGUAUGUGUAUAUGGAAGCCACUUGAAUUAUGUAUUUUUGUGAUAUUACAAUGUACCUAUAUGUUUCCACAUUGGAUAUGGUGCCCGGGGGGGCCACUUACAUUGACGAGUGGAUACCAUGCGCGACCAAAAAAUAUGUAAAAAGGAUGUCUUAUUCAAGAUUGGGCACGUUACGUACGUAACAAGGGUGUCAAAAACACAAAAAUAAUGGAAAAAGGGUAUCUAUUUCGCUAGGAAAGUUACGUGUUUAGGGUCAAAUUUGGGGGCAUGAUGAAACAAAAUUAAAGUGUUUUAUAAAGGAUGUCCUCUUUGCCCCAACACUACGUGUUUAGAGUCCGAUUUGCGCGAGGUGUGGAAGGUGGGGCUGUGCACCAAAUGGUGUGUAAAGGUAAAACCGACGACCGACGGACCCGUGACAUAACAUAUCGCUGUACUUGUUUAGGGGUUCAUUUCAGGGAAUACUUGCCAAGAGUGUUAAUUUGUUACCAAUACUUGUUAAGGGUAGGGUUUCAGACGCCAAUACUUGUUAAGGGGUGCAUUUUCAGAAUAUGGAAAAUACUUGUUUAGGGUGCUUUUCGAGACCCCAUGGUCGUGCAUGGUAUCCACUCGUCAAUGGAAGUGGCCCCCCUGGGAUAUGGUGAUAAUUUCCAGGGUUUAUCUUCACAUAAUUUUGAUCACCUACAUGUAUCUACAUUUAGAAGAGAUAAAUGCACAAUGAUUGAUAGAGAGUUGGUACCUGAAGUAGGUAAUGAAUUGAGUUCCACUGCCAAUGGAAAGUUUACCCUCUCAGUGCUCAAGAGGUAAGCUCCUUACCAUGGAACUCAUUAUGCAACAUUUGCAUAUACUGAACAGGCACAAAUAACGAUUUUCUGUAAUGGCACAUGUCAGUUAUCUCUCAAACAAAAAUUUUAAGUCAAGACUAUGUGAGAAAGAAAUUAUACAUCAACUGGAACCAUCUGAAGACCUUUCAUUGAUUGCAUAGUGCAAUAUAGUUGAAUGAGUUUUAUUGUCUUGCCUGCCUAGCUGAGUGAGACAAUAGGGGUCACUUUUCCGACAGCGGCAGUGUCGUCAACAUUGAAAUCUUAACCAAGUGGUAAUUCCAUACGUCCGACCCCCUAUAUGUGGGACUUUCAUGAAAUUUUCUGUCUCUGAUUUCUGGUUCUCUUGACAGUCUGUAAUGUUCUAUAACGUCCAUGAUUCGGUCAGUUUAUGAAGUGAAGUAAGAAUUUAGAAAAAUGGGGGUCGGAUGUACAAAAAGGCUUAUCAUUUUAUGGAAUUUCCCCAAGGUUAAGUUUUUGUCUCGCCUGCAUAGCAGAGUGAGACUAUAGGCGCCGCUUUUUCGACGGCGGCGGCGUCGUCAACAUUGAAAUCUUAACCAAGGUUAAUUUUUGAAAUGUUGUCAUAACUUUGAAAGUAUAUGGACCUAGUUCAUAAAACUUGGACAUAAGGGUAAUAGUGUAUCACUAAAGAUCCUGCUUGAGUUUCAGGUCACAUGAUUAAGGUCAAAGGUCACUUAGGGUCAAACUAUGGCCAUGUUGGGGUUAUUUGAGGAAUUAUCAUCAUAACUUUAAAACUUUAUGGAUCUAGUUCAUGAAACUUGGACAUAAGAGCAACCAUGUAUCCCUGAAUAUCAUGUGUGAGUUUCAGGUCACAUGACUAAGGUCAAAGGUCACUUAGGGUCAACGAACUUUGGCCAUAUUGGGGGUAUAGGAGGAAUUGUCAUCAUCCUAAGGAUACGGGGGGGCUGAAUUGAUUCAGCCCCCCCUCAACAUUUUUCGCGAUAAAUCCGCCGCUCAAAAUUUUUUGACCGCGUCGUUCACCGACAUUUUACUUUUAAGUCUCGCGCAACUUUUGAGACCAAAAUUGUGACCCCCGGGUACGCGGUUCCGAAAUUACGCAACAUUUCGUAAGUGCAUGCAGACCCAAAAUUACUCAAAAACGUGAAUUUGUGUGCAAAUCCAAUGCAAAUAAUGUUUUUAGCCAAAAUUCAUAUAUUGUAUCAUUAUUUUUCCUUUUACUGCUUAAAAUCAAUUAAUUUUAUCUUGCUGAUGGUCAAAAUAAAGUCCCCGACAAUUUCCAUUGAAAAAAACAAUAAAAAACAAAAAGUAAAAAAACAAAGAAAUACAUAAGAAAUUUAGAAAACAAUAAAAUACAUAAGAAAAUAAAUGUGAUGUUGAAAUUUUUGAAAAAUAAAUUUGAUCAGAUGCCUAUCUUGAGUCUGUGAAACAAAAAUUAGAAUUUUAAGGGCAUUAUUUUAUUAAUUAGAGCAAACUCAUGAUUUUACGCAUAAAUUAACAUAAUUAAUGAGCAAUGAGAUUUUUCGCAAAAUUUGAUAUUAUAGUUUUGUAGAUAAUGCCAUGGGUAAGGGACGUGCCAAUUUUCGUCGUGAUCGCGCGAUCGACGGCCGAGAUCAUAAGGAGGGGCUGAAUCAGCCCCCCCCCCUGAGUCUUCUUAGGCGUCGAAAUAGCCCAGUCUAUUUAGGGUUAAAAGUCUAUGGAUCUAGUUCAUGGAACUUUGACAUAAGAGCAGCAAUGUAUCCCUGAAUACCCUGUCUGCGUUUUAGGAACAUGGCCAAGAUCAAAGGUCAUUUAAAGGUCAAUGAACUCUGGCCAUGUUGGGAGUAUGUGUUGAAUUGGCAUCAUAACUUAGGAAGUUUAUGGAUCUAGCUCAUGAAAUAUCGACAGAAGGGUAAUCAAAUAUGAAUGAUUGUUUUGCACAUGUCUUAGGUCACAUGAUCAUGGUCAAAUGUCAUUAUGGGUCAAUGGACAUAGUAUUUUAUUUUCGUAUAUACGUAUUAGUGUUUUCUUCUGUGAAUAAUUAUUCAUUAGCUGUUUUCAAAGGAAGCACUGCUGCUUUAUCGAAUUGCGUAAUGCAGGCGAGACUGCCAGAGGCGUUCCACUUGUUGAAAUGUCAUCAUAACUAACAAAGUGUAUAGACCCAGUUCAUGAAACUUAUGAGGGAAAUCAAGUAUUACCAGUCAGACUGCAGGUCCCAAGAAAGUGGCUUCUUUCAUCCAAGUGAUAUUCAUGACUUGAGAUGUUUUGCAUAUUUAAUGAGCUUGAUGCGGACCAAAACACCUCUUUUCAUUCGGUCAUUACUGCUCUAAUUGUGCAUCAAAUUUCAUGAAUUUGGUACCAUUGUAAAGAAGAAGAAUCAUUCUUUCAGGUCAUGUGUUUGAAUUAUUCAAAGAUUUUGUAAUAUAGGUUAAAAUUUUGAUCUAAAAUAUGCUACAAAAUAAAUAUUUUCACCUGACAAAAGCUGCUAUUUUCACACUUUAUUUUUGUUUGAGCCCAAAUGAUUUUUAUAUCAUGAUAAAGCUGAAUAUGUAUGCUUUGAAAUGAUAUAGGUUUCAAAAUAAGAAUUGGUUUAAUCGGGUCAAGAUCACACUUUUCAUUUGCCAAGUACAUAACACAGUUUGAAAACAAGAAUACUGCACUCUGAUUGGUCAAAGAGACCACACAAUGGCAAAUUCCAACGGUCCCAGUGCCUGGGUUCGUGGGAAGAUCACACUUCCCAUGUGGUAAUCUCCUCAAAUACCCCGCGCCUGUUGUUCUGUGAACCUUAUCCAGCCAAUCAGAACUCUGGAUUUCUUGCAAGUACAAAAUUUCAGAAAUCUCGUCUUGUACCUUGGUGGGGAAAGUGUGAUCUUGACCCGAUUAAAAGGUGCCGCAUAUCAAGAGUGGCAUUGUGAGAAAGUACAGAAGUUAAGCUUUAUGGUGAUAUAGAUAUCAUUGAGGCUCAAAAUAAAAAGUUUUGCACAAUUUACAAAAGAAAACAGAGGAAGAAAAUUCAGUUUUGAGGCACAUUUUGAGGCCAGAAAUUUACUUAUUUAACAAAAUAUUGUAUACAAAAUAAAUGACCAAUAUGAAAGAGUAACUUUUACUCUACCUGAUGGUGCAAUAAUAUUCCAUUUAACUUGAGGUUAAAACAGGUAAAUUCUUAGAGAAAGAAAAUCUCACGAAUCACGAGAUUUUGCAAGGAGGAGGAUUCAGCCACGAGAUGAUUUGGAUGAAUCUGGCCUUUUUGCUCAUUAGCAUAGGGACCUGCGGUCUGACUGUUACUGAGCAUCCUGCCUGAGUUUCAGGUCACAUGACCAGGGUCAAAGGUCAUUUAGGGUCAAUGAACUUAGACCAUGUUGGGGGAAUGAAUAUCGAAAUCUUAACCUCGAGUAUAUAUAUUUGUUUAUUUCUUCUGUUUUUCAUUGUUGUUGAUGUAGUUGAUGUAAUGGUGUAGCUUUGAAAUUAAGAUAAAUUUAUCCUCGUGUAGCCUUGAAAUUAAGAUAAAUUUAUCCUCGUGUAGCUUUGAAAUUAGGAUAAAUUUAUCCUCAUGUAGCCUUGAAAUUAGGAUAAAUUUAUCCUCUUGUAGCCUUGAAAUGAGGAUAAAUUUAUCCUCGUGUAGCUUUGAAAUUAGGAUAAAUUUAUCCUCAUGAAGCCUUGAAAUUAAGACAAAUUUAUCAUCGUGUAGCCUUUAAAUUAAGAUGAAUUUAUCCUCGUGUAGCCUUGAAAUUAGGAUAAAUUUAUCCUCAUGUAGCCUUGAAGUUAGGAUAAAUUUAUCCUCAUGUAGUCUUGAAAUUAAGAUAAAUUUAUCCUCGUGUAGCCUUGAAAUUAGGAUAAAUUUAUCCUCAUGAAGCCUUGAAAUUAAGAUAAAUUUAUCCUCGUGUAGCCAUGAAAUUAAGAUAAAUUUAUCCUCAUGUAGCUUUGAAACUAGGAUAAAUUUAUCCUCAUGUAGCCUUGAAAUUAGGAUAAAUUUAUCCUCUUGAAGCCUUGAAAUUAGGAUAAAUUUAUCCUCGUGUAGCUUCGAAAUUAAGAUAAAUUUAUCCUCAUGUAGCCUUGAAAUAAGGAUAAAUUUAUCCUCAUGUAGCCUUGAAAUUAGGAUAAAUUUAUCCUCAUGUAGUCUUAAAAUUAAGAUAAAUUUUUCCUCGUGUAGCCUUGAAAUUAGGAUAAAUUUAACCUCGUGUAGUCAAUCCUGACUGGUUGCCAACCAAGGAAAGAAGAAGAAGAAGAAGAAGAAGUAGCUUUGAAAUUAAGAUAAAUUUAUCCUCAUGUAGCCUUGAAAUUAAGAUAAAUUUAUCCUCGUGUAGCCAUGAAAUUAGGAUAAAUUUAUCCUCGUGUAGCUUUGAAAUUAAGAUAAAUUUAUCCUCGUGUAGCCUUGAAAUUAAGAUAAAUUUAUCCUCGUGUAGCUUUGAAAUUAGGAUAAAUUUAUCCUCAUGUAGCCUUGAAAUUAGGAUAAAUUUAUCCUCUUGUAGCCUUGAAAUGAGGAUAAAUUUAUCCUCGUGUAGCUUUGAAAUUAAGAUAAAUUUAUCCUCAUGUAGCUUUGAAAUUAAGAUAAAUUUAUCCUCAUGUAGCCUUGAAAUUAGGAUAAAUUUAUCCUCAUGUAGCAUUGAAAUUAGGAUAAAUUUAUCCUCAUGUAGUCUUGAAAUUAGGAUAAAUUUAUCCUCGUGUAGCCUUGAAAUUAGGAUAAAUUUAUCCUCGUGCAGCUUUGAAAUUAAGAUAAAUUUAUCCUCAUGUAGCCUUUAAAAUUAAGAUAAAUUUAUCCUCGUGUAGCCAUGAAAUUAGGAUAAAUUUAUCCUCGUGUAGCUUUGAAAAUAAGAUAAAUUUAUCCUCGUGUAGCCUUGAAAUUAAGAUAAAUUUAUCCUCGUGUAGCCAUGAAAUUAGGAUAAAUUUAUCCUCAUGUAGCCUUGAAGUAAGGAUAAAUUUAUCCUCAUGUAGUCUUGAAAUUAAGAUAAAUUUAUCCUCGUGUAGCUUUGAAAUUAGGAUAAAUUUAUCCUCAUGUAGCCUUGAAAUUAGGAUAAAUUUAUCCUCGUGUAGCUUUGAAAUUAGGAUAAAUUUAUCCUCGUGUAGCCUUGAAAUUAGGAUAAAUUUAUCCUCAUGAAGCCUUGAAAUUAAGAUAAAUUUAUCCUCGUGUAGCCAUGAAAUUAGGAUAAAUUUAUCCUCAUGUAGCUUUGAAAUUAAGAUAAAUUUAUCCUCGUGUAGCCAUGAAAUUAAGAUAAAUUUAUCCUCAUGUAGCUUUGAAACUAGGAUAAAUUUAUCCUCAUGUAGCCUUGAAAUUAGGAUAAAUUUAUCCUCUUGUAGCCUUGAAAUUAGGAUAAAUUUAUCCUCAUGUAGCUUUGAAAUUAGGAUAAAUUUAUCCUCGUGUAGCUUUGAAAUUAAGAUAAAUUUAUCCUCAUGUAGCUUUGAAAUUAAGAUAAAUUUAUCCUCAUGUAGCCUUGAAAUUAGGAUAAAUUUAUCCUCAUGUAGCCUUGAAGUUUUGAUAAAUUUACCCUCAUGUAGUCCUGAAAUUAGGAUAAAUUUAUCCUCGUGUAGCCUUGAAAUUAGGAUAAUUUUAUCCUCGUGCAGCUUUGAAAUUAAGAUAAAUUUAUCCUCAUGUAGCCUUGAAAUUAAGAUAAAUUUAUCCUCGUGUAGCCAUAAAAUUAGGAUAAAUUUAUCGUCGUGUAGCUUUGAAAAUAAGAUAAAUUUAUCCUUGUGUAGCCUUGAAAUUAAGAUAAAUUUAUCCUCGUGUAGCUUUGAAAUUAGGAUAAAUUUAUCCUCAUGUAGCCUUGCAGUUAGGAUAAAUUUAUCUUCAUGUAGUCUUGAAAUUAAGAUAAAUUUAUCCCGUGUAGCUUUCAAAUUAUGAUAAAUUUAUCCUCGUGUAGCUUUGAAAUUAAGAUAAAUUUAUCCUCAUGUAGCUUUGAAAUUAAGAUAAAUUUAUCCUCAUGUAGCCUUGAAAUUAAGAUGAAUUUAUCCUCAUGUAGCCUUGAAGUUAGGAUAAAUUUAUCCUCAUGUAGACUGAAAUUAAGAUAAAUUUAUCCUCGUGUAGCCUUGAAAUUAGGAUAAAUUUAUCCUCGUGUAGCCUUGAAAUUAGGAUAAAUUUAUCCUCAUGUAGCCUUGAAAUUAAGAUAAAUUUAUCCUUGUGUAACUUUGAAAUUAAGAUAAAUUUAUCCUCGCGUAGCCUUGAAAUUAGGAUAAAUUUAUCCUCGUGAAGCUUUGGAAUUAAGAUAAAUUUAUCCUCAUGUAGCUUUGAAACGAAGAUAAAUUUAUCCUCAUGUAGCUUUGAAAUUCGGAUAAAUUUAUCCUCGUGUAUUCUUGAAAUUAGGAUGAAUUUAUCCUUAUGAAGCCUUGAAAUUAAGAUAAAUUUAUCCUCGUGUAUCCUUGAAAUUAAGAUAAAUUUAUCCUCGUGUAGCCUUGAAAUUAGGAUAAAUUUAUCCUCGUGAAGCUUUGAAAUUAAGAUAAAUUUAUCCUCAUGUAGCUCUGAAAUUAAGAUAAAUUUAUCCUCAUUUAGCCUUGAAAUUAGGAUAAAUUUAUCCUCGUGUAGCUUUGAAAUUAAGAUAAAUUUAUCCUCGUGUAUUCUUGAAAUUAGGAUGAAUUUAUCCUCAUGAAGCCUUGAAAUUAAGAUAAAUUUAUCCUCGUGUAUCCUUGAAAUUAAGAUUAAUUUAUCCUCAUGUAGCCUUGAAAUUAGGAUAAAUUUAUCCUCGUGAAGCUUUGAAAUUAAGAUAAAUUUAUCCUCUUGAAGCCUUGAAAUUAGGAUAAAUUUAUCCUUGCGUAGCCUUGAAAUUAGGAUAAAUUUAUCCUCAUGUAGCCUUGAAAUUAAGAUAAAUUUAUCCUCCUGUAGUAUUAGCAGGAUGAACUAAUCCUUAUAAUUGUAAUAGAUUUGUAUGAUAUAUUUAUUUGAUCUGUUAUUCCCAUUAAAUGGUUGUAUUAAUUGAAAUGCUGUUCCCAUUUGUUUCUUUUAUUGUUAGAGACUUGCAAACAUACAUUGAAUUGCCAAUAGUCAUUAAAUAGAGUGAUUGGAGAGAAUGUGUAGAAGAGAGAACAAGUGAUACAAGUGGAUGUUAAGUGCAAAAAUGUGAAAUAAAUAUUAUGGAAUGAAUAUGAUGAACAUUUGAAGAAAAAUGAACAAAGAUUCAUUCAUUUUGAAAAGAUUUACUGUUUGUGGUGUAAAGUUCAAUUUGCGCCAAAACCCAGAUGCCAAUUAAUGGUGUCAUAGUCAUAUACAUGAGUUAGUAAUUCAAGUAUAUUGCAAAUCCCAUUUAAAUGAUUUUUUUUAAAGGAUGUGUUAUUGUAUUCUCUCAAAUCAAAAUACACAUUCACAUUCCAUAAGCAAGUUGUACAAACUAUUUGAAACAUGAUUAUAAAUUAUACAAUAAAUCCAUAACAAGUAUAAUUAUACAAAUUAUACAUCAAACUUCAAAGAUACUGGAAAUUAAUACUAAUGCGUUUCAGCAAUUACAAAAUGAAAUAUCAACAAGAUGUAUGAAAUGAUAAGAGAGAAAAAAAUAAAAAUAAAAAGUGAUGUUCUACCUCCCAACAAGUGGUGAUUUGUUUAAGCAAUGCUGUGCAACAUUUUAAACUGAAACUCUCUUAAUCUACUGUUCAGAGUACAUUGUCUUGGUCUCAUAAAAAUGUGUUCAAUCUGUUAAUAAGAAAAACUAUAUUUGUUUUUUAACCAUUCGAAAACAUCAGGUAUUGCGAAGGAUACAUUUCAUAAAAUUUGCAUAAACGUUUUUAGAUACUAACUCCUCUAUUGGCAAAAUUCUUUUUCCAGAAAUUGACUUGAGAAUCGAUACUAAAUUAGUGUUUAUUAAACACUUCUAUAAAUGCUAGUUAAUAAAUAGGUGUAUUAUAACGGAUUUUAAUGCACCUAUUGCAGGAUUAUUACAUUGACAUCUGGAUUCCUAUUGCAUUCAUGUGUUACCUUGGCGCAAAUCAAAAUUUACAUCACUGCUAAGAGUACCUACUGAUUAUCCAAGCAUGAAGACAUACCAAGGAGAUAGUAAGAGGUGAUAUCUCCUUGGACAUAAUAUUAUGUAUAAAAUUAUUUGGGAGAAAUAAUUACAAUACUAGUCUUUCCGGCCAUGUAAUGAUUAUGUGAUCAUGCCAUAUUUUUUUUUCUUAGUUAGAUUGGGGAUUUGUGAGGUGUCAAGAUUUAUUUUACUGACACGUGAAUCUGCUCGUCAGGCGGUGUGUUACCCUCCCCCCCCCCCCCCCCCCCCCCGCUUGAUGGUGUGGCGCUCAUAAGUAUGCUCGCAUAGUGUAUGACAGAAUCAUAGGCCCGUAUUCUGAAGUCACGGUCUAACUCUGUACUAAAAUUAUGGGGAGCCAACAAUUCAAAAAUUAUGUUUCUAAUGUAUAUUUUUUAUGUUUACUAUUUUGCUUUCAUAAUGGAGAAAAAUACUUUAAAAUACUUCAUUUAUCAUUCCCAGACAAUUAUAAACAAUUUGGGUGUCAUAUGAGUCAAUAAAUUGGAUGUGUACUGUUAGGGAUUUGUGCCCCAAUUAGCUCCAUAUAGUUAAACCACAACUUUAAACCAGGUUUUAAUUCAAAACCGAGUUCAGCUAGAGUACGGGCCAUAGUCUUCAAGAAUUUCUAUUGAAAUAUAUGGCUCUGUACAUGUGUAGUUCUAUGUACCGGAAUAAAAAAAAAAUAUGACUUAUAUUUCUACAUAAUAUGUUUUAUAGAAUUGCCAUUGACGUCACAUGAUUGAUUUAUAACACUUUCUCUGUACGUCUUCGGUGCCUAUAUAAUUAGUACGCUGCCUAUAUAUCCCCUAUCUGCCUAUGAUGCUUUAUAUUCACGAUUACAUUCCAAUUCAAACAUCUUAAUUCAUCGACAUGACGAGUAUAUCCUGCGUGAGAUGAAUUAUAUCCCGAAGGCCGAAUGGCGUAUAUACACUUCGUAAUAUAUUGCGAAAUUCACGUGAAAAUACAACCUAGUACGUAGUAGUAUAUGCGUGUCAUGCAGUGAUGUUUAUGUUCUAGUAAAUCGAUAUCACGUCGCAAAUCUACAAAAAAUACAGUGACUUUCUCCUAAAUAUAUUGUGAACACUUGACAUUAUGACUUACCUGUUAAUUGCUGACGAUUCAACGGCUUGCGAAGGUCUGAUAUUGCAGUUCUAUACAAUGUCAUGAAUGUGAAACCACGGAGGUAAACCGGGAUGAAACACCACUGAUCAUAUAUCCUUUUUUUUUUUACCGCAGACCGUGAAAGUAUAAUU
Lytechinus pictus (painted urchin) is the source of this 12146-nucleotide messenger RNA. RefSeq lists its product as uncharacterized. The record is from RefSeq and is a predicted model, not a curated record. NCBI's taxonomy places the organism in Eukaryota, Metazoa, Echinodermata, Echinoidea, Temnopleuroida, Toxopneustidae. The transcript has 9 exons. The coding region runs from base 787 to 1125 and encodes 112 amino acids.